UCCCUAGUUUCACUCUUCCUCUAAUUUUCUCUCAUUCUCUUCAACAUUAUAAUGAGAAAGCCUUGCUGUGAUAAACAAGACACCAACAAGGGCGCUUGGUCCAAGCAAGAAGACCAGAAACUUAUUGAUUAUAUUCGAACUCAUGGUGAAGGCUGUUGGCGUUCUCUCCCCAAAGCGGCUGGUUUACACCGCUGCGGUAAAAGCUGUAGGCUAAGAUGGACAAAUUAUCUCAGGCCAGAUAUCAAACGUGGUAAUUUUGCACAAGAUGAAGAAGAUCUUAUCAUCAAGCUUCAUGCUCUCCUUGGCAACCGGUGGUCAUUACUUGCUGGAAGGUUACCGGGGAGGACUGACAAUGAAGUGAAGAACUAUUGGAACUCUCAUCUCAGAAAGAAGCUGAUAAGCAUGGGUAUUGAUCCCAAUAACCAUCGGCUCGACCAUAUUCCUCGUCCUCAGCUUCCACAACGUCAUGAUAUUUCAGCUACUGUCACAUCAAAGCAUGCAGUUUCCAACGCGAAAGUAAUUUCUGCCGAUAACGAUAGAGUUUCUGAUGCCGGAAGUUGUCUUGAAGAUGAAACGUCUGGUGACUCUAAUUUGAAUCUUGAUCUCACCAUUUCUGUUCCCUCUCUUUCGUCCGCGCUUGUUGAUGAAGACAAUAAUAAGCCACAAAAUAAUGUGUCUGUUGUGGCUGGUGCUAUAGGAAGUGAUGAGCUCCCCACCCUUCUUCUUUUUAGAUGAGAAAAUCCAAGGUUUGAAAAUUGGGACACUAAAUUCAAACCAAAUUUUUAUGCAUUGAAGAAACGUACUAGCUGGUUCUUGAAGGGCUCACUGAGGGUUGGAUCCUUUCCAUUAAUGUAACCCAACCGACUGUAAAUGCAGUAGCUUAAUUAGAAAUAAUCAAAGAAAAAGAAUCUAGAUUAGAUUUAGAAGGAUUGAUUAGAUUAGAUUAGAAGGAUAACACAAUUAAUUAGGCAGAGGGUGCAAUUCUCUCACUGAUUUCAAAACGGUGCAAAUAUAAGGUUCAAUUGUUGUUUGCCCCUGCAGGCCAAAAUUAAUGUCGGAUGAUAAUGACAACACAAUAUACUGUAUAUAUUGUGUUAUCCAGUGUGUGUUAUUUAUGUAUUAUUAUAUAUCUAAUCAAUGACAU
Pistacia vera is the source of this 1144-nucleotide messenger RNA. RefSeq names its product transcription repressor MYB6-like. Bases 52 to 735 code for a protein of 227 amino acids. Lineage: Eukaryota; Viridiplantae; Streptophyta; Magnoliopsida; Sapindales; Anacardiaceae. The record is from RefSeq and is a predicted model, not a curated record. The transcript is spliced from 3 exons.